Molecule: messenger RNA, 3169 nt
Organism: Schizosaccharomyces japonicus yFS275
Lineage: Eukaryota; Fungi; Ascomycota; Schizosaccharomycetes; Schizosaccharomycetales; Schizosaccharomycetaceae
Exons: 1
Coding region: 232-2115 (627 amino acids)
Source: RefSeq, a predicted model, not a curated record
GCCCUUGACGCAAAGCAGGGUUCAAACGUUAAUGCGAACCUAACCAGAGCGUUCCACUCUAAACCCAGUUGAGAUAAUUAUUGUGCUGGUAUUGUUCACGGUUGCCAUUUUGAACUGCUUUUUUAAGGUAAUUUGUUGAAGCAGAGGUAAAGGAAAUAAAGACGAAAAGGUAUAUCGUGAAUUGGUCGCUCCUUUUCGUAUUUUGUGCAAUCUUUUAUAGGAUUCGUUGCGAUGUCAGCAUAUCCAGUUAGUCAUGUCUCUCAGGAGCGUAUGGAUGCGUAUAAGUCAAAAUUGCCGGCGGCGGCAGCUGCAGCGGCUCUUUUCAAACGAAGUCCUUCUAAAGUUUUGACUGAUACGUCAGUAAAUGUUCCACGACAAAAUCCGAACUCUCUCUACAGUUUACGGUCCCCGUAUAAUGGAAGUCAAAACUAUAGACAUGAGAGUCCUUCUAAACAGCUUAAUACGCGAAGUUCUGUGCACUAUCAACGUCAGAAACAGCCUGUUUAUGUAUCUACUGCUCGAAGUUACUCCAUGAUGACUCCUCCUACCUCUUAUACGCGUUCUCCACAGCGAUAUAACCGAAAUAGUGCCACUUAUCAUGAGCAAUUCUCACAAUUUGGUAAAAAUGCGUCUUCAUUGGAUCAAUCAUCACCAGCAAACUGGGAUACGCUGUCCUCCGAAUCUUCUGCUGAACCCAUUCGUUACAAACACCAAAAUAGUAGCUACAUCUCUCAGCCGCCUGCCUCUCCCAGUGCAGUCCGUGUUUCACUUAGCAAGGCUGCAAAAGUCAGACAAGGACCGCCCUCACCGAUCAUUCGCGAAGGGGAAUAUAUGCCUUCGAGUCCGAACAUGAGUUCUGCACCUCGUCCUCCCACUACAGUUUAUGGACGUCAACGUCCAACAAGCAGUGGCCCAAUUAAUAGCCGUGCACAUAGUGCACAACCAUCAGUUGAAUCCUUUCAACAGCCGAAUUACUCCAGCAGCAAGCCGGUGCUUUCCCUUAAUGUUCCUUCUUCUGCAGCAAUCCCUUCACAUUCAGGAAGAAAAUUAACGCAAACAACGGAACCAACUGGAUACUUGUCUCCAACAGUAUCUAUAAAGAAACCGGCGAACGGAAUUUUGCAUUCCGCUCACCCAAGUCUCCGUGCAUCACCCAGGAAGCAUGUAAGCCUCUCAGAAACAAUAUCCACUGUCACGCCCAGUGACAGCGACUUUGAGGAUGCACCCGACCACUUUGAUGGUGUCAAACCACCUGCCAUUGGCGGAUAUAAUGAAAGCCAUAAUGCAAAUACCGGCACCAAGAACCCUCAAAUGAGGCGGCUUGAACAAACCCCGACACGUUCUGUUCCUGCAAUUAAUAUUUCAGAGUCUGGGAACACUCGAAAUGAUGCUUAUCCUCUUUCUCUCAACGCCGAUGAACGAAGCCCUGUACGUCUCUCUGCUUCGCGCUACGAGCCUCAAAAAGCAUAUAGUGGAUACGAGGAAUCAUUGAACUCAGUAGCAACAAGUCAGCGCACUCCAAUUUCGUUGGAGGAAGCCGCUCGUCGCAGAGUCGAAGAAACCUUACGAAAUAUGGAUGCUUCGUUACAGACAACGGCAGUACCGCCGCAACCCAUUGUGCAACCACGCUUGCAAAAUGAAAUGGUACCUCCUAUGCGGUCUAUGAGCGACAACGUUUCUGUCGCUUCGGGAAGCAGUUUUAAACGUGCUUCUGCAAGCAAAAAGAAGGGUUUCUUUAGUCGCUUGCGCUCAAAAAACAAAUCCGAACGUAGUCAAACACAAACGUUUGACGCAAAUGAGUAUUCCGGUUAUAAUCCCUCAUACGGUACGUUGGAUCGUAGCCGUCUGAGUCUUAGACAAGAAUAUGCCCCAAGAGAACGUUACACCGCUGAUUUUGCACAAUCUUCUAUUAACGCGGGCGUCGAUGGACGACGCAAUACAAGCUCUUUUGCUUUUACUACGCUUAGAGGUGACGGGAUGUCUUCUCAAAAAGCAAAUGAUACUUCUGCAUCUCGACAGAAUGCAGCCCUUCCGGACUCAUCUUUUGAAGAGAAAACCUCUUUUAAGGGAAAGCGUUUCCGUUCUAUUAGACGCUUUUUCAAAAAGCAUUUUUAAAAAAAAAAAAACAUCCCGAAAGAUAAUGUACAUUGUCUGUACCGUUGAAGUAAGUUUCUCCAUAAUCAUUUUCCUAAGUGCACUUCUUCACAAUCUUCCUUUACAACCAUGUUGUUCACAAUUUGUAACAUUUAUACGAAUCUAAGAAGCCCUGUUUGUCAUCCUUUUUAGAUCCUUUUCUUCCCUUUUGCUUGUUGUUUGUGUUCUCCUGUCACUUUCUUUUUGCUGACAAAGGUGUGUAAUGUUGCACACAGUUUUGUUAUGGGGAGUAUAAUAACGUUUCUUGAACAGCUUCCUAAACAAGCCUGCCAAAUGGCACCAUCCCGGGCAAUCGAAACGGGCGAAAGCCUUCGCGAUGGUCAAUUACAUGAUUGCAGCUUCGUUCCUCACAAGCUGGCGGUAUCCUUCCGGAACUUUGGUUACGUGUCGAUAUUAAGACAUCGUAUUCAGAUGCUUCUGACGAGGAUUGCAAAAUAUCUUCCAAUUCAUCUGUACUCAGACCUAAAAGAAGCUGUUCUGGCCAUUCACUAGAUUCACCGCUUGGUAGCAUUGUGUCUUCUCUAUCACUUGUUGGACCGGACAGGGUUGAUGAAAUAAGAUUCUCCUGGCAAGAAUCCGGUGAAGCCAAUACGCUAGUACAGUAUGUUCUUAACACAUUUUCUUCACUUUGAUUUUCAUGCCCUCGUAAUGCUUGAUGACAUACGCGAUAGAUGUUUCUCGCGUACUCUCCGGUGAAAUAGUCUUUCUGAUGUUUGUUGCCGAGAGAAGCCAUGAUAGGGGGAUUAACUUUGGUCACUCUAUCAUUUGUUUGCACAGGUCUGGUUUGUGUCUGAGCACUUUUCUGAACGAUACUGCUUGAUCCUACUUGUACGGCACCAAUGCAUGUCUGUUUCCCUGCCGUGCUUCUCAUCGCUAACCGAGCUGCCAUUAAUGGCAACUGCGAGGAUUCAUUGAAGAUACCGCACGCUUUUGUAAAAUACUUUCCCUUUUUUUCUGUUGACACCAUUUCUGUGAUAGUAAUUCGCAAGUAAUAGCUGGUCCCGUUUAAUUUAAU